Symbiodinium necroappetens is the source of this 1611-nucleotide messenger RNA. The record is from the annotation of a GenBank genome assembly. Lineage: Eukaryota; Dinophyceae; Suessiales; Symbiodiniaceae.
AUGGAUGAUCGAAGUUCGUGCGAUGCGCACGCAUCUCAACCACGAGGAAUGGAGGUAGCGAUCGAUGAAAGUUCGCCUUCGACACAAUCCGAAGGUUCGAAGAAGCCGGGCCACGCCUCCUUCCUCCUGCAGGUUAGUUUGCUGGUAGCAGUGGUCGUUUUCGGCUGUGCGAACAACAUUGCCAAGCAAAUCGCCGCACAGCCCCUCAAGCGCUACACUUACAUGCUGGGGCUUUCCACCGCAGUCGCAUAUGUUCCGCUAUACUGGUUCAUUUUGACGCUUCUGCUGCUCGUCGGAGUGGUGCCCAAAUCCCAGCUCCGCUUCGUCUGGCAGCGGGGCGCCGAAGGCGACGGUGUGGCCUCUGCCACGCCUGCAGUGGCUCUCCUUUUUGUGUCGGCCCUGGGGGACUCUCUCGGCGACACCAUCGGGGCUAUUUGCACUCCUCACGUCAGCGGCCCGCUGCACUCCUUGCUGUCGAAUUGCACGCCCAUCUUCAUCGCCGUCCUCUCUAUGUGCCUUCUCGAAGAGCGUUACUCGCUGAUGCAGUCUCUGGCACUGCUGGGGGUCCAACUCUCGGUCUUCGCGGCAGUAGUCGGACCCCGAGCUGCGAUGAAAACGACGGGGGGCAUUCUGCACAUGAGCCGCGCCUCGCGGCCGCCAGAGGUCACGGGCUUGCUGCCUGCCUUGGAGGGUCUCAGCGCGACCACCGAGCCAGUCUUCGCCGUCAUCUUGGGAGGCACUGUAAGAUGCGAUCUCUUCUCUGAGAUUCGGUUUGGGUGUGCAGGCAGCUGCAUCUUCAACGCAGCAUCUUGGAUGCAGCUGUGUCCGCCUCCGUGUCUGCGCGUCCGCGCCCGCCAUGGGUUUUCCGGUGUUAUGGCUUCUUCGAUUCCAGCCGUCUCCGCCUCGCUGCCGAUGUGCAGAGGUCGCGUUCGUGCUCAAGGAGCUCGUCUUCACGCGAUACAAGGCCAGUUCCUCCGCUGUGUCAUCUCAGAGGUUCCAGAAGUUGGCCUUGUGCAGAAACGGCAAGACGUCGAGAGUACUGCUGGCCUCAACAUCUUUGUCAUGAAUGCCCACCUGGCGCUCUUCCAGCUCCCUCUGACGAUCCUCCUGAUACCGCUCAAUGUGCUGCUGAAGCAGACCCAUGGCGAAGGCAUCGGUGCCUACACCCGGGAAGCCCUGGACUGCGUCUUCGGUGGACGGGCAGAGAGCUGCGGUGAAGAUUCGAACCACGGGGAGCUGGCCGGCCGCUGCGUCGGCAUCUACGUGAUCUUCAACGUGCUUUGGAACAUGGCCGUGCUAAUGUCUGUGAAGCAUUCAGGAGCGCUGGCCACUUUCAUCGCCUUGAAGGCAAUUUUCCCGGUCUCAACGGUGCUCUUCGCCUACGUCGACUGGCCCCUGCUGGGCCCGACGGAGUUGUCCGGUCUGGUCUGGCUCUCCAUCCUUUUGCUGCUGCCCUCGAUCGCCGCUUACCAGUAUGCCACGCAGUUGCAGGUGCAGCGUGCGCUGGGGCACCCCUCGCGGGGCCUUUGUUGUUGGCCCCUUGGUCAGCGUUCCCCAGCAGCUCGAGGGUCAUUGCGGGGCGCGCGGGACGAGCUCGCUGUCGCUGGCUAG